This is a messenger RNA of Prorocentrum cordatum, 1968 nucleotides long. Lineage: Eukaryota; Dinophyceae; Prorocentrales; Prorocentraceae. The record is from the annotation of a GenBank genome assembly.
AUGGCCGCCGUCGUGGGUGCUCCCAAUUCUUUGGCUGAGGAACUCGAGGUGCAGGCGGAGACGGGCGAGCCGCGUUACACGUUCGCCAUGGCGUGCAGCAUCGUGAAGGGGCUGAAGAUUAAGCAGCUGCCGAAGUGCGCUUUCUCUGGAAAGCAGGAGAACGGCGUCACAGGCAUGAUGGACUUGCCGCUCACAUCUCUGGACCAAUCUUCAGGAAAAAUGACGCACGUCGUUGACGUUGUCCAAAGCUACACCGACGCCUUCGACCCAGACGAGGUCGCAGGCUUCAUGGCGCAGCAGAUGUACAUGAACCUGCCUGGUAAGAUGAAGCCGGCGGCCGUCGUCGUGUGUCCGUUCAAGUUGCAGAUCGUCAUGAUCAAGGAGGCCGCCGCCGAGAACUCGUACACCAUCAUCAAGCGCUAUAAGUUCGACGAUCGGCAGGAGUACGAUGUGUACGGCGCGGUGUGCCAGGGCGUAUUGAUGAAGACUAACUGGGGCAAUCAGGUGAGAGUCGGCGCACUCGCUUUCAACUUCAUGUUGGACAAGCUCGGUGGCCUGCAGUAUCGCUGGUGGUCGUUCGACCAAAACUUGGCCGACAGGGUGGUCAGCCAAUCCGAAAUAGGAGUGGCGAUCGAUUACAUCCGCGCGCACGCGCCGUACAACAACGCCGACCUGAAACAGACGAGGUGGAUGCUGCAGGAGCUCGCGGAUCCAGGCAGCAAGAUCAAGUGCUUGGACAAGAAAGACAUCCGAGAGUGUCUCGCGCAGUUGCGGAGCAAGUCGGUGACGGCGAGCAAGUACACGUACCUGCCGAUCGCGUGGGGCGACGUGGAGCCAUGGGCGCAGAAGAUCUUAGAGCCGCUGAUUCCGUCGCUGAAGCGCAAGUCGAUCACAUUCCUUGGCCUCGGCGGCAUGGGCAAGACACCUCUGAUGCAUGUUCCAAAGGACCAGGGUGCCCGCGACACCGACGUUGUUCCCAUGUUCAAGACGGCGACGGACCUCGAUUUUUACCGCGACGAGCCAGGCGAGCGCUGGUGCGGCUGCUGCCUCGACGACGGCGACAUGUCGGACCUGUCCGUGAAGGUGUUCAAAAGCUUCUUGGACGUCAGCUGCAGGGAGUCCCUCACCCGUGAGAGGUGGGGCGCCAGUAAGUUCGUGCAGUGCCAACCCAGGAUGAUGGCCGAUAACAAGUUCGACGCCAGCCUCGACCCAACGGUCACGCUCGACGGCAGGCAGGUCAGGGCAGGGGCUGUCCUAGGGGGCGCAGCGGACCGCAUCACGAACGAGGCGGACCUGGAGGCCAUCUUCAAGCGUGCCAAUGUGAUCGUGAACACCGAGCACUACGUCCACGUCCGGCCUCGGGGCUUGCACGCGUCCUCCACGAUCGUCACGUACAAGAACGAGGGCUCCUACAUCACCCAGAAAGCGAAGGGCGUCCUUGAGGCCUACACCGAACGCGGUAUACUUCGCGACUCUGCCGAGCUGGACGCGCUGGUGAGCGAGGAGCAGCAUCUCUUUGGCAGUAUCUUCGCCGACCCAGAGGUCCACCGCGUGCAGGUGAAGCGCGAGCAGGAGGAGGAUUUCUUCACGAUGAACUCCGAACUCGCCGACCAGACGAAGCGGAACCCCAUUGACGUGGACUCGACGGACGAGCCUCCUUCCAAGAGGUCCAGGGUGGGCGACGGCGCUUCCUCGUGCGCGGCCAUCCUCAUCGAGAACGACGUCUUCCUGGAGCGGUCGGCGGCCCUCGCCGCGAGCAAAGAGUGCAUCGCGGUGCCCGACGUGGACAGCAAGGAGCAUGCGAUUUCUGUCGACGAUUGCGAGGAGACCCCGAUUUCCAUGUAUGACCUGUGCGAGGCAUUCAUGAGGGACGCGAACGCCGCGAGGGCGGGCGCCGACGAAGACGAGCAAGCGUUCGCAGGCGAGGAGGAGGAGGACGCGUUCGGGUUCGGCGGCAGCAUGGACUAG